GUCUAUUGGGUCAAAUUCGUAUGUUUCUCUUUUGCCUCGCAAUUCAAUCUCUGUUUUAUACUCUCGAAACCAAGAUCAAGAAGCGAAUUCCCCCGUUUCUCUGUCGCAGCACAGCAGCACCCCUUCUUGUUCUCCGAUUGGUGAAAGAUUCGGUUCGAUUCCAUGACCAUUUUCGCUGUUUCUCGACCUUGAAAACUCCACCUUCCUCUUCCAACUUCAUGGCCUAGACGAGCAUGACGAAGUCCAAGAGUUUGUUUCAGAAUCUCAUCAGACCCUUCAGAAUCGGUUCCUCCAGAGCGAUUCGAUCAUUUGUUCGAUUAGAGAGCCAGGGCGAGGAGGAUUUGGAGCAGAUUGCAGCUAAGGAACAGAAGCUUAUUCCGUUCGAAACCUUAGUUGAAGCCACCAACAAUUUUCACCCGAAUCACAAGCUUGGCGAAGGUGGUUUUGGUCCAGUUUACAAGGGAAAGUUAAAGGAUGGAAGAGAGAUUGCAGUUAAGAAGUUAUCUCAUUAUUCAAAGCAAGGGAGAAAAGAGUUCAUGACUGAGGCCAAGUUGUUGGCUCGUGUGCAGCAUCGGAAUGUCGUCAAUUUGUUGGGAUACUGUGCACAUGGAACAGAGAAACUACUAGUUUACGAAUACGUAACGAAUGAGAGCCUCGACAAGCUUCUCUUCAAAUCCAUCCGACGAGGAGAUCUUGAUUGGAAGAGGAGAUAUGACAUAAUCUUUGGUGUAGCCAGGGGCUUGCAAUAUCUUCACGUAGACUCACAUAAUGUCAUUAUUCAUCGUGACAUUAAGGCAAGCAACAUUUUGUUGGAUGAUAAAUGGGUCCCUAAGAUUGCAGAUUUUGGGAUGGCCCGACUUUUCCCUGAAGAUCAAACUCAUGUUAAUACUCGCGUUGCUGGUACAAAUGGAUAUAUGGCUCCAGAAUACGUAAUGCACGGGCAUUUGUCAGCAAAGGCAGAUGUUUUUAGCUUUGGUGUUUUGGUUCUGGAACUCAUCAGUGGCCAGCGGAACUCGUCGUUUAGUUCAUUUGUUGACGCUGAGAAUCUACUCGAUUGGGCUUAUAAGCUAUACAAGAAGGGCAGGAGCUUGGAGAUCAUGGACCCAACAUUGGCAUCAUCAGCUGUUCCUGACCAAGUUGCAAUGUGCGUUCAGAUAGGAUUGCUGUGCACACAAGGCGAUCCGCAACUACGACCGACCAUGCCGCGUGUAGUUUUGACCCUCUCAAGGAAACCUGGUGCUCUGGAGGAACCAACGAGACCGGGAAUACCCGGUUCUCGGUAUAGACGAUCUCGUAGAACAAGUGCAUCGUCAUCCGCUGCUGGAACUUCUGGUGCAUCUGAUUCCUAUGCUUCAACGACCAAUACCGUUACUGGAACUAUAACUGCAACUGCAACUGCUACCGAAACUGCAACUGCUGCUGAAACUGCUUCUGCUUCGACUUCAGUUAGUCGAGGAUUCGAUACUCGUGGGAAACGUCCCAUAGAAGGUUAGGGCUUUUUUCUAUUAGGAUCAUUCUUUGUGUUUAUAAGUUUUGUAUCCUUAGUUAUGUUAGAAUGUAAAUGUUGAGUUGGAAAGCUUUUGCUGAAAGUGUAGUUGGAUCGCCAUUCUGAUUCCCCCUUUCUCAUCAUUUGGAAAGAAGAGAUUCAAUUCAAUUUCUUAUCAGAUCUUUUUUUUGUACAGUAUUUUAUUUUUAGCCUUUAUCCCCAAUGUAAAAAGAAUAGAAAAUCUGUACAUCUGUAGUUUGAUUAGGAGGGGGAGAAAAAACAGUAUUGAUUUUGAUAGGUAAUAAGUUAAAUUACUAUUUUAGCCCC
This is a messenger RNA of Momordica charantia (bitter melon), 1813 nucleotides long. Its product is annotated as Protein kinase superfamily protein. NCBI's taxonomy places the organism in Eukaryota, Viridiplantae, Streptophyta, Magnoliopsida, Cucurbitales, Cucurbitaceae. Gene Ontology annotation, biological process: protein phosphorylation. Gene Ontology annotation, molecular function: protein kinase activity; ATP binding. The record is from RefSeq and is a predicted model, not a curated record.